AUGGAUUCGCUUGUUAAAAGCUUGAUUGAUCGCGGAAGGCGAGAAAAGGAGCUUCAAAAAAGUUUGCGAAGUGAAGAAGAAGAUCCUCCAGCACCUAGAAGAAAUUUCAAAAUCGAGCAACUCGAUAAAAAUGAUGAACGUUUCGAGCAGAAAAAACAUGAGAUUGAACAACGUCAAAAAUAUUAUGUAGUGAGUUAUUUCGUUUGGAAAAAUUAAUAAAAAAUUAUGUAUUUUCAGAAUAAACAAUGUGUAGUAUAUCAAACUGCAAAAAUUGACAAUAUUUACUAUCAAAAACCGUAUCCGAAGCAUUUUUCGGAUAAUGGAGAAGACGGGCGGUAUGGUUCAGCGUUUGGGAUUUUAGAUGAAAUGUUUCCCAAUAUGUAAGUCAUGUGCAUUAGGAAAACAAAUAAAAUUGAAGAAUUGUUCAGGGAAAACCCGGAAAAACCGCCAUGGUCUGGAUUUCCUGGAACAUCCGUGGAUAAACUUCUAGACAAUGCCAUAAUUCCUGCCGAAAACCCGUGUACUUCAAGAUACGAAGAAGAAAUCGAAAAGUUUCUUGACAACAAAACAGAUAGCCCAAGCGCUAUGGAAUCUUGGGUUUUGGAGAGUUGUCAGAUUGAUUUUCCUGAAAAUAUCAAUUUGGAAAGGGAUAGUUUAUCACUAACAAUUCACGAUUCUUCAAAUCAUCCAUGGAUGUCAAUUUAUAAACCGAGAAAUUAUUUGGAACCUUUGCUCAGGCCUGUAAUUAUCAAUGGAGCAGAUUUUGAAUUUGAUAUAUUGGUGCGAAUUUUGAUGCAUUUUUUGACAGAAGGAAAUCGAUGUGUAGCACUUUUUCCUGAAGAUUUUUCUGCGGGGAGAAAUGAGGAUUUCGAAACUUUGAAGAAAUUCAAAUUAGUUCAAAUUGUCCCGGAGCAUUCGGAGUUAUCAUGGAAACAAAAUCUUGCUCACAUAGCUCGAAGAAUCCAAGCGAUUAUUGUGGCAAAUUUCGAAGUGGCUGGUUAUCAUCGCCGAAUUUUUCCGCUAAUUCUAGAUCAGGAAAUAAUCUGGCCAUCAUCUCAAAGGCAUCAAAUGAAUUUGAAUAUCCAAGCAAAAUAUUGGAAAUGCUACGAACCGAAAAACGAAGGAAUUCUGGAUUUUUCAACGAAAAUUGGGCAACAAUUGUAUUUGGCAGAGCAGGCGAUGUUUAUCUCGAUUUUGUUGAAUUUGAAAGCCGUGAAUAUUCGAGUGCAUAGGGAUUUCUAUGAUGAUCCGAUUUUUUGGCGAGUCAAAACAAUUUAUUAUUUGAUCAAGUUUCGGGGAAAUUCGGGAAUCUUUUGGGAUCACAAAAAUGGUCCCCCGGGAAAUCGAUUGAUUUCGAAAAAUUGGAAAGAAGUUGCAGAACUGGUAGAUGAUGAUUUUUGA
Messenger RNA from Caenorhabditis angaria, 1401 nucleotides. The record is from the annotation of a GenBank genome assembly. Lineage: Eukaryota; Metazoa; Nematoda; Chromadorea; Rhabditida; Rhabditidae.